Messenger RNA from Fonsecaea erecta, 390 nucleotides. RefSeq lists its product as hypothetical. The record is from RefSeq and is a predicted model, not a curated record. Bases 1 to 390 code for a protein of 129 amino acids. Lineage: Eukaryota; Fungi; Ascomycota; Eurotiomycetes; Chaetothyriales; Herpotrichiellaceae. The transcript has a single exon.
AUGCCUUCCCCAACGACCUCAUCUUCCUCCUAUAAGGAUUCCAGAACAACACCCACGACCACCACAACAACCUCCUUCUCAGCCCGCACCACCACCACCACCACCACCAGCAACAAUAACAAGUAUCCAUCUUCGACUUCGUCUCCCUCAUCCACGUCCUUUUCUUAUUCCCCUUCUCGCCAACUACCGCAUCAUCACCAACCCUCGACGGUGCCAAAACGCCCCGCGACCUGGACCGCCCAGCAUGACGCCUUCGUCCGCGAACAGGCCCGCAACGGCGAGGACGCCGAGAGCAUCCGCAUCCUGUUCGAGGUCGAGUUCCCCGCCGUGGUCGGGGUGAGUAAGGCGUGGGUCAGGGAGAGGAUGGGGAGCGUUGUGGUGGCGAGAUAG